UGUUUUUAAUAAAAAUAAUUUAUCUCUUUGAACGAAUACUCUUGUUUUUUAAAUUUUCGUUGUCAACCGUGGUAUUCUCCAUUAUCGCGCUUCUCGCUCGCAGUCGUGCGAAACACGAUCCUCGUAAUACGAUCGGCGGUCUGUGUGUAUUCUCGUUUAAUUCUUUCUAUGGGUAUAUAUCGAACAAACAAAGGAACGGUUACCCGACAGUUAACGGCAGUAUCUCGCUGCGGUCGCUCCUAUCAGGUUACGUCCACUUUUCUCACUUCGCUAUUCGUAUCAAGAGCCGUAAUCAUUAUCAAUGUACUUCUAUGUGUAUAUAUGAAUUCCGAAUAUUCGGCUUCGUGGACGUCGCGAAAAAUCGACGGCGUUUUUGCGAAGAAACGUGUUCGGUACGUGAGGUGCCACACGGAACUGUCAUUUGGAUAACGUUUUUUGAAAAAAAAAGUGAUUACAGUACACGCGAUAAUCAUGUCGACCAAGACCUUGGUGCGCAAAGUGAAAUCAGGUAACUUCGAAUAUCGAGGCAAUUCCAAAUAUCCAUCGGGGAGCGUGUACGCAAUUCAUCCGCCGUCAGUUUGCGACCGCGUGCUCGACGACAGGCCGAUUCAUUUGAGAAGAAGCAGCGCGUGUGAAAGCAAAGAGAUUGAGAAGAUAAGAAGCACGACCGGUACUUCGAGUAAAAGAAAAUACUUGAUUCCCUCGAAGGAGUCUGGAGUUUGUCCAAAAAUCAUGACGAGAAAGGAAUACGAGUGUUUGAAGGAUCGCAGUCGCACGAUGUCGAAGGCAGAGAAACAAGAGGCUCUGGAAACUGUGGAAAAGGAGAGGGAGAGACUUACAAAAGAAAGUAUGGAGCGAAAAGAGGCAAUUCGUCAAAUGGAUCUUAAAAAAGGCCGUGAGAAAGAUCCUAAAACGAGAGAGAUCGAGGAGGAAGCUCGUAAAAGAACGAUGCAUUUCCUUGAGCGAGCAAACAACUUGCGUAUGGAACAGGAGGAGGAGAUAAAAAAAUGCAAUCGUAUUAUUCUGGAAGCCAAAUGCCGCGCAAUUCGCGAUGCCCAAAUCGCUGAGAAAAAGUUGAUUGAACGAGAACUUCUCGAGGAGGAAAAACGUUUGAACGACAUGAUGGAAAACGAGAGAAGAUGGAAGAUCAAGGAAGAGUUGCGAAAGGAACAGGAACAGGUGGCUAAGAGAUUGCAAUUCGCGAAGAUUCUGAAAGAACAGAUAAUCGAAAAUGAAGAACAUCGAAUUCUCGAGUUCGAGAGAAAACAGGAGGAAAGUCGACUUAUUAAUUUAAGUAACAUAGCUUGGCAACAGGACGAAAUAGAGAAACUGCGUAACAAAGAAGCUGAAAACGCCAGAGUGCGGCAGGAACUCGAGGAGGGAAACGAACAAUUAAAGUACUUCAAAGCUAUGGAGGAGGAGGAAAACAAAAUUAUCGAUCUGAGGAUACAAAACUAUCAUCGAUUGAAGGAAGAACGAGAGGCUAAAAAAGCAGAGGAGCAGAGAUUGGAGAAAUUAAGAAAGGAGCGUGAGAAAUUCAGAGUGGCGACUCAAACAGUACAAGCGUACGAGCUUCAGGCGCAUAUUGAUGAAAUUAAUGCAGCUCGGAUACAAGAAGAGGUGGAGCGAAAAUGGAGACAAAAAGAGAAGGAAGAAGCUUUGAAACGACAAGAGGUCCAAAGGAUUCUUCAACAUGAAAGAGAACAGCAGAUAAAUAACAAGCGAAUAAUGCAAGCUAUUGAAAUCGAGCGGGACAGGCGAGAAUUCGAGAAAAUCGUGCGCAUGCAACAGAUGGAAUUUAACAAAGAAAAGAAGGAACUCGAGCGAAAGCAACGGCAAGCUUCGAUUUAUUGCAGUGAGAUCUUAAAACAGGUGAAUGAAAAGGAACGAGAACGUAUUGCCGAACGACAGAAAAUGUUUGAAGAAGGUUUGGCGAUUCGCUCGCAGAUCGCGAUGCGCAAGAAGACACUGCAGGAUGCAAUGGAACGAAAAUGUCAAGAAAUGCGAGAGCACAAAGUACCAGAUAUGUACAUCAACGAAGUAAAACGGAUGAUUGAAAAUAUUUAGUGAACUAUGCGAUCAGAUUUGGAAGUGAACACACAAUAGAUUUUCAACUUUUUGAAAAAAUGACGAAUGGUACACAUAUUGUUAUGUUAAGAUCUUACAUCGUAUACACACGUUAACAUACACACAGAAUGAAAUCCUUAAUCUUUUUUGAAAAAAAACGUGAUAAACUUUUUAUCAAACUCGCCUUCUAUUAGUCUGUACACACACACA
Pseudomyrmex gracilis is the source of this 2277-nucleotide messenger RNA. Its product is annotated as cilia- and flagella-associated protein 45-like. The coding region runs from base 472 to 2067 and encodes 531 amino acids. The transcript is spliced from 6 exons. The record is from RefSeq and is a predicted model, not a curated record. NCBI's taxonomy places the organism in Eukaryota, Metazoa, Arthropoda, Insecta, Hymenoptera, Formicidae.